AUGAUGCAAGCAACUGAUACAAACUCUGCAACCUCUUCUUCAUCAGCGGCCUCGAAUUCGUUUCAUCUAAGAUGGUCUCGUCUCACCAAGACGGUUCAAUUGGCAAAUGAAAACAAAGGUUUGAUGAGAGGUUCGGUCGCAGGUGGGGCUUCUUCUGCUAACAAAGAUUCCUUGAAAGAAUCAACUCUCACGAGUUCCACCAAAAUCAUUCUGGAUGCAGUAUCUGGAAGCGCUGCGCCUGGCCAAGUUUUGGCCUUGAUGGGACCUUCUGGUUCGGGAAAAACCAGUCUGCUGAAUUCCCUGAGUGGACGCACUGUUUAUGAAAGCGGUGAUUUGUCCAUCAAUGGAACCACCUUGACACCGCAAGCCAAGAAGCGUCUCCUGACCAAAAUUGCGUACGUCAAGCAAGCCGAUAUUUUCUUUUCGCAUUUGAGCGUACGAGAUCAAUUGACGUAUACCGCCAUGUUACGAUUGCCACAAGAUUUGCCCACGGCGCACAAAGUGGAAGAGGUGGAAAAGAUUUUGGACAUGUUGCGGUUGACGCAUGUAGCGGAAUCCCCCAUUCAUUUACUAUCUGGUGGAGAAAAGAAACGUACCAACAUUGGAACCGAGUUGCUCACUGAUCCAAGUGUGUUGCUACUAGACGAACCUACUUCUGGAUUAGACUCGACCAGUGCCGUGUCACUGUUGCAAAUGUUGCAGCAUUUGGCCAAACAACACCAAAAGACUGUCAUUACUUCGAUUCAUCAACCCAGUUCCAGAGUUUUCUUUUCCUUUGACAAGCUCAUGCUGCUGGCCCAGGGUAAUGUGGUCUACUUUGGGACUCCCCGUCACUCACUCGAGUACUUGAGAAAUGUCAACUUGGCCUGUCCUGAUGGAUACAAUGCGGCCGAUCACUGGAUGGAUAUCUUGGUCAAAUCCAACAGUGCAAGCAGCAGCACCAAACAAGACCAGACGAAUUUGACGACUUUGACGGAACAAGAUUCUUCCGAUGCCGAUGUCGAAGAUUCCUUCAAGCCAUCCAAUCAAUUGCUCAUUGAAGCUUGGGACAAUGAAUCCAUUGCGACCCAAGUCGAUGAGGAUGCCAAAAAGCACAAGGAACAACAAGCGGCACUGCAACAAGAUUCUUCCGCUGUGCAUGAAAAGGAAAAGAAAUUCUCCAAAUACAAUACGUCGUGGACCAUGCAAUAUCGCAUCUUGGUCCACCGGGCCUUGAAGAACUCAAGGUCGGCCAUUUUCACUCCCAUCAACUUGAUCAAGUCUGCGGCGUUGGGAAUCAUGGUGGGGUGCCUUUAUUUUCAAAUGCCUUAUACGGAAGCCUCCGUCUUUGAUCGGAAUUCCUUUUUCUUUUUUGCCAUGACCUACUGGGUCUUUGAUGCCAUGUUCAAUGCCAUGAUGGCCUUUCCCAUGGAACGCAUCGUCAUUCUCAAGGAACGAUCCUCCGGUGCCUACCAUUUGAGUGCCUAUUUCAUGGCCAAGACGACCAGUGAAAUGCCCAUGCGCAUGGCAUUGCCCGCCAUUUACAUGACGAUCUCGUAUUGGAUGGCGGGGAUUUCACCAAGAGUCGACUUAUUUUUCCUCACGACGCUCAUUAGUUUGCUCAGCGUGAUUGCGGGAGAAUCCAUUGGACUCUUGAUUGGAGCGUCCAUUUAUGACAUGGAAACGGCCAUGGCGACCAUGACUGUAAUGUCGUUGGGAUUAAUGCUCUUUGGUGGAUUCUUUAUUGAAAAUGUCCCUUUUUGGUUGACCUGGGGAAAGUAUCUAAGUCCCUUCAAGUAUUCCUUUGAUGCCUCUCGCCAACUGGUCUUUGAUCGACCAGUUCCAUGCGAUGGAAGUGGACAACUGGAACGCUUGUGUGGACUUUCGGGUGCCGAAAACAAUGAAUUUGCCUCGUCCGAGGAUGUCAUUGAAGCCUUGGGUGUCCAAGGCAGCGUACUCUUCAAUGCACUCAUGUUGUUGGUCAUUGGAUUGGUUCCACGUUUCAUUGCGUAUUUGGCAUUAAGGGCCAAGAAGGAACAAGAUCGAUAG
Messenger RNA from Cylindrotheca closterium, 2028 nucleotides. The record is from the annotation of a GenBank genome assembly. NCBI's taxonomy places the organism in Eukaryota, Bacillariophyta, Bacillariophyceae, Bacillariales, Bacillariaceae.